Syngnathoides biaculeatus (alligator pipefish) is the source of this 1032-nucleotide messenger RNA. It is a transcript of the gene dhrs12la, whose product is annotated as dehydrogenase/reductase 12-like a. Lineage: Eukaryota; Metazoa; Chordata; Actinopteri; Syngnathiformes; Syngnathidae. The record is from RefSeq and is a predicted model, not a curated record. The transcript has 10 exons. Bases 1 to 963 code for a protein of 320 amino acids.
AUGUCUCUGUACCGCAACUUGGCUUGGUUCCUCAAGGGGAUGACAGAGUUCACCAGGAGCGCCUUCUUGUCAGCUUCCAAGCGCUUUAUGGAGAAGGACCUGGAGGUGUCUUUGGCGGGGCGCUCCUUCAUGAUAACUGGAGCUAACAGUGGCAUUGGGAAGGCCACGGCUAUGGCGAUCGCAAGGAGAGGUGGAACAAUCCACAUGGUGUGCAGGAACAAGGACAAGGCAGAGGAGGCGAGGGCAGAACUUGUCAAGGAAACGGGAAAUAAGGAGAUCUACGUGCAUAUCCUGGAUAUUUCUGAGACCAAGAAGGUCUGGGAGUUUUCUGAGGCCUUCAAGCGGAAGUACAAGGCUCUGAAUGUCCUGAUUAAUAACGCUGGCGGCAUCAUGAGUCAGCGGGAAAUGAACGCGGAGGGUUUUGAGAAGAGCUUUGCCACCAACGUCCUCGGGAUUUACAUUCUCACCAAGAGUCUCAUUCCUUUGCUGGAGAAGAGUGGAGACCCCAGGGUGAUCACUGUGUCAUCAGGAGGGAUGUUGGUGCAAAAGCUCAGGAUAGGGAACCUGCAGUCUGAGAGAGGCCGCUAUGACGGCACCAUGGUCUACGCCCAACACAAGAGGCAGCAGGUGGUGAUGACAGAGCAGCUUGCCAAGAUUCACCCUAAUAUUCACUUCUCUGUCAUGCAUCCUGGCUGGGUGGACACUCCUGCGGUAGCAAACGCAAUGCCCGAGUUUCAUCAAUCUAUGAAGGACAAACUGCGGACCCCGGAGCAGGGCGCAGACACUGUAGUGUGGCUGGCUGUGUCAGGGGCUGCCAACGCCAACCCCAGCGGACGCUUCUAUCAGGAUCGUAGGAUGGUGGCCACCCACCUGCCGCUGGCUUGGACCCACAGUUCCCCCCUGGAGGAGCAGAAGCUCAUAUCAGCACUGGAUGACCUGGCCAAGAUGUCCCAACCACAUUGAGGUCGAAAGGGGGCACCAGUGGACACUCACCAGUAAAAUUAGUAAUACUCACCAAGACCGCAGCCAGUA